CUCGGAAAGCCAAGUCUUCCUUCUUGGUAUUAGAUAUCUAUGGAGUAGAACUCGAGACGGGAGCGAUUGUAGGCAUCGUGAUAGCGGUUCUGGCGCUACUUAUCGCCGUAUUCCUGGUAGUCUUCGCGAAGGCUACGGACCGGUGGUGUUUCGCUGGAGGCAGAAGCCGCGACAACGCCAAGAGCUCUGGAGAAUCGACGACUGGCGAUGUGCUUUUAGAGUCUGGGGUCGCGCUUCCCUCUAGAACCGACACCGAGAGCGCCGUGGGAGGCAAGGAGCGGUCGCGUCUCGCGGGGCUGAGCGCGCGAGUGAGGGCUGUGCUUCCGAGGGCCAAGGACAAGGUGCAAGCGACGGAGGCGGCCGCUGAGACUGAGGAAAAGCCCCUCUCAGAGGAGAAGAAAGGCGUGGUCUACGCGGAACUCCAACUCGGAGAGCAAAACGCUGACAAACCACCGCCACCAUCCACGGAGUAUGCGGAAAUAGUCUACACGGAUCAACCUAAGGAGACCAAGGAGUAAGAAUUGAGCACAAAAAUAGAGCAGAGUCCGGACAGUAGCGAAUGUUGUGAUAAAAACUACAUAAUAUAGACAAUAUUUAAUAUUGCGUGUUGUAUAAUGACAUUUUUGAAUUUUCAUUACAUUAUGACGUCUCACCUAGUUAUCAAAGGAAGUUGAAAUUACUGAACUCCUAUAUUUUUCUAGUUUUUGUUGCUGAUUCCAAUGCAGCUACGUAGUUAUUCCCUGGACCUACAUUGGUUGAUUUAAUUAAAAGCCGAGCUGUAGAUCCUACCAUGAUAACUGGUAGAAAGCCUUCCUUGUAGCCGUCGUAACAACUAUUUUAAGAUUCAUCAUCAUCAUCAUCAUCAUUUCAGCCACAGGACGUCCACUGCUGAACAUAGGCCUCCCCCAAUGAC
Molecule: messenger RNA, 913 nt
Organism: Ostrinia furnacalis (Asian corn borer)
Lineage: Eukaryota; Metazoa; Arthropoda; Insecta; Lepidoptera; Crambidae
Exons: 6
Source: RefSeq, a predicted model, not a curated record